CUCUCUUUGCUUGUGUAUAAAACCUACAGAAGCACAGAGCCGCCUGUUAUACACUCUUACACUAUGAAUCAAUCCAGUCUCAGCUCUGCCUCCACCAUGACCGCUAUCUCCUUACCAGUGAGUUCUUCAGACCUUGAAAGCCAGAAGGAUUCAUCGAGGAGGUGCAGAUGUCUAGAUCAUUUUCUGGUGAUAUCCGUGGUCCUCAUCAUACUGACUUUAGGAUCCUUUGGUGUGUUUUACAUUGGCUGGGAGAGACCAUCACCCGUUGCUCAAAAACAAGGAGAUGAUAGAAAUGUAAAGAUGAGCCAAGCUCUUCUUGUGCCAACCAAUACUGCUCUGAAGGACAGCACGUGGACCUGGUUUCCCAACGGUGUGGACCCUGUGCAUGUUGACCAAGAUUUUACUAUUGCCAGUGAUACAGAGUUGGUAGUACACAGGACGGGCCUCUACUAUGUCUACGCCCAGAUAUCUGUGAAAUGCCGUGUCACAAACGGGUGUAAGAAGGAUGGCUUGGCUUCUCUCAACGUAAUAAAGAAUGGAGAUGAAAGUAGCCCCAUACUGACCCUCGACAUCACAUUGGAAAAUGCUCACAAAACCAAGUUUUCUGGGACCCCACAGUUGCUCUUUAAAGGAGAAAGUCUCCGCACCAAACUCUCGACUGACAACACAGAUAUGUCCUGGGAGCUUAAUGAUAAGGCUGACAACUUUUUAGGACUCUUCUUGGUAACUGAUACUAAGAAUAUACGCAUACCACUGAGUAUCUAACGGCGAUCUGCCCUUAACCAAUGGACUUCAAUUCCAUGCAAACAGCACUACAGGACCAUAUUUAUAUAUCUAUAUAUAUUCUUGCCUUUUACUACAAAUUGGAUGAAGGAUUCUCAUCCAAAGUCUGUUGGGAUAAAGGGUUCUCAGUCAACAUGAAUUUGGAUAAAGGGGUUCUUAGUUUACAUGAUUUUGGAUGUUUUAACCAACAUGGGCUGAGAUGGCUGGUUUUGGGAUGAGCGGUUCUCAGCUUGCAUGAGUUGAGUAACCAUUUUACUUUAAAGGGGGACAUACCCUGCUGUCUUUGUAUUCCCAGGAUAUUUUUAUUAUCACUGUGUGAUUCUAGUAAUACAGCUGUUAAUAGAGGUUUUCUCUAGUAUCUAGAAUAGGAACCUUAUAGAACAGUGAAGUUCUCUGCCUGUGGGUUGGAAUCAUAGGGUGAAUUGUACUCUUUGGUCAAAUUAAACUUAUAAUGCUUAUGAGGAAUAGGUUGGGACUCUCUAAACAACGUUGGGGCAACUAUUAUCUUCUGCUAUUCCCCCUUCUUCCUUCACCAUCUAUAUUUUGUGUAUUUCUUUCUCUUCAGUAAACCCUUCUCCUACUUCUCUUUCACUCCUUCCUUUACAACCCUUUAUACUACUCCUUGUUAGAGUUCUCUUUUUUCCCUUUAGCUUCUUCUUCCCUCUCUUUUGUAUCUGUCAUUCCCUUACUUCUCUCUCUCUUUCAUAAUUCUUUCUCUUCUUUAUAGAGUCCUCUUUUCAAUACCUCCCCACUAUCAUUUCUUUGCCAUUAUAAUCCCCCAUCUCUCCUUCUCUUCCAGAAACCAUCUUCUUCAAUUCCUUCUCUCUACUCCCCUUUAGAAUUCCCUUUUCAUUUCCUCUGCCCACCUAGAGGCCACAAGAGAAAAUCUGUAUCUAUGUGUGCAAUGCACAUCUGCUUAUUUUGUAAUUUAUUUUAUAUUUAUUAUUUAUUGAGUUGUUUUCUAUUUAUUAAAUUAAGGUCUGUAAUAUUACAUGUAUUUAUUAAAUAUUUAAAUACUUAACACUUUUUGCUCCAUAUGUUAUUUCUGUUACAUGGGGAUGA
This is a messenger RNA of Xenopus tropicalis (tropical clawed frog), 1845 nucleotides long. Lineage: Eukaryota; Metazoa; Chordata; Amphibia; Anura; Pipidae. The record is from RefSeq and is a predicted model, not a curated record.